GCGUCGGCUCCUUAAUCCUGCGCCGGGAGAACCAAGGCCCUGGGGGCUGCAGGUGUCUAAGGGCUCACACCCUCCCCCCACCCGCCCCUCAGCCCCGGGAGGCCUGGGCCCGGCCUGAGUAGCCCUCCCAUCCCAGAUCCUUGGGGUCACCCCCGGGACGCCCCCUGGGGGGUCAUGCAGGGUCGCCUAGGGGCCGCGCCCAGGGGGGUCUCGGGUCAAUCGGGGGACCCUGGGGGAGGGCAGCUAAUCCCAUUGCCUGCUGCCCCUAGGUCUCCUUGGCUGGCCCUCCCAGCUGCAGUGACCGGCCUGCGCUUCCUUCAGGAGACAGCAGAGCGGCUCCCUCAGGCUCCUGCCCCCGAAGCCUCCCAAGCUGAGCCCUGGCAGGAGCCCCCAGGGCCCCCCAGGGCCUUGGCCCCCCUGACUGUCCCCGGGGGCCCUCCUGCCUGGGAUGCAGUGGACUCCUUAGCCCUCAUCAGCCUGCAGUGUCACCGACUGAGUCCCCCAAGGGCCAGGAAGCAGGUAGGGCCAGGAGUGAGACUGGGGAGCCCACCUGGCCUCCAGGCCCUGGCAGGCAGGACCCUCCGCAAGCAGCCCCACCCGCAAAGGGGAGCUGAGGGGCUGGAGCCCGGAUUCCAGGGCGUUAUGCUGAAGAUGCACCUGAAGCCUGAGCGGGAGGGACACCAGCUGCUGAUCACUGCCCAAUUCAGUUCAGCCUGUGGUGCCCGGAGCUGGGGGGCUUCACCUAGCCCUGUGAGAGCCUUGCCUAGUCCCCUGGGGGCAUCCACAUCAAACCAUCAAGAUUCCCAAGGGAGUCGAAGCUGUGCCUCCUGCCGAACCCAGAGAACACCGCUGUGGCGGGAUGCCGAGGAUGGGACCCCACUGUGUAAUGCCUGUGGCAUCAGGUAUAAAAAGUAUGGAAUCCGCUGCCCUGCCUGUUGGACUGUACCCAGGAAAAGCAUCUACCCACUUGGGCACUGUAACCGUUGUGGGGCCUGGCUCUGUACCCCUCCAGGCCCUAGCAGGAAGGGGACGGAAGGCCAUGACUCCGGUGUCCGAGCCCGGCUUCCCCGGCUCCAUGGGGAGAAGGAAAAGGGCUUCUCCAGAGAAGUGGCCAUGAGGGCGGGAGAGAGAGCUGGGAUCUCCACUGGCCGGAGGCAUUGCCCUGAUGAGAUGUGGAUUCCGGCUCCCAUGGGAAGGCCAGAGCAGUGACUUUGGUGUCAGCCCCCACCUCCCACCCCUUCACUCAUCCAGAUGAAAA
Messenger RNA from Gracilinanus agilis (Agile Gracile Mouse Opossum), 1258 nucleotides. It is a transcript of the gene ZGLP1, whose product is annotated as zinc finger GATA like protein 1. The record is from RefSeq and is a predicted model, not a curated record. The transcript has 5 exons. Gene Ontology annotation, biological process: spermatogenesis; oocyte development; regulation of transcription by RNA polymerase II. Bases 175 to 1209 code for a protein of 344 amino acids. Gene Ontology annotation, molecular function: sequence-specific DNA binding; zinc ion binding. Gene Ontology annotation, cellular component: nucleus. Lineage: Eukaryota; Metazoa; Chordata; Mammalia; Didelphimorphia; Didelphidae.